UUUUACUUUUUCAUCUCAGUUUAUGAAUUUUUGUGUGGAUUCCUAUUUUUAAUUGUGUAUUAAUGUAAAAAAAUGCAAUAGGAUUUUUAAGAAAAGUGUGAAAAAUACUUUAAAAGUGAACAUUGGCAGUUAUUACUUUCCUUUUAUAGAUUUUUAUACAUAUUUACAAAUACGUCCAAUGUCUACGAGACAUUUUUUUAGUUGCUUAUACAAAUUUUUACUGCCUUUGGCUUUACCUUCAACCAAUAAUAAAAAAUUAUUACAAAUUUAAAGGGAAAUUCCAACGAAAACUACAAUAAAUAAUGUUAAAAGACGAGGAGGAUUAUAAAAAGGAAAAUUUUUUGUCUAUAUUAUUAAUGUCGGCAAAUGUUGCCCUAACAUUGGUGGUAAUGUUGGCAGCCUGUCUCUGUUGCAAGAAAAAAAUCCCAAAAAAUGACCUUAUGGGUCUGGAGGGUAAAGUAAAGUUAAAUAAUCCUGAUGAUUUAGUAGUAGUUACCACCUUAAAUACCAGUGAAUCACAUGCAGAUCUUAAUAAUUCAACUAUUUCCCAAGGAGACUCUGAGAAAAGAGCUAGUACUGCAGCACAUCGUUCCUUGCCCGAUAUACCAGUAGCUGAUGUUAAUGGCGAUACUGGCUCAGAGUUGUAUGAAACUGUAGCUGAUAAAAUGCUAUUGGAAUCUCAAAAUCAGAUUAAAAGUCCUACUCCCAGUUUGAAAAAACAAAUAAGUGUUUCACAACAUAGUUCCAUAAGUCAAGCAGAUGACGUUAGUUCACCAUAUUCAAGAGUUAAAAACUCGCCACACGACUAUGCUAAAGUAAGACCAACGGAACAUCCUUAUGCUCAGUUAAAUGCACCAUCAACAUCUCAAUCUGCUAAUGCACAACUUAAUACAUCCCACGUAGACAUUAGCAGUCAGUCAAUAGGUACACAAUCUGUUUCUAUAAUCAAUGAACAACAACAUCAACAGCGUACAUCACAUCACAGUGAUAAUUCUCAAAAUCACAAUGAAACCCCUGCACCUCAGGUUGAAAUACCUGCUGCUUCGGCAAUUGCUGGCAUGAUAUCGGCCAGUCAAGAUUUACCUUAUAUGACGCCACCAAUAGCUAAUCAACAUUUUAGUGGAGACUCACAGGAUUCUUCCAAAGGUUAUACCAGUAUUAGUGUACGAGAACCUUUAGCCAAUAUUUUGGCACAACAACCAGCACCACAAGUGCAAAUACGCAGCACAACACAUUCUCGUGAUGUAAAUGAUUCGCAUUAUGCCACAGUAUCAGAUGAUUCGGACGAAACCUAUGCUGCCAUUGAAGAUCCCAAUACACGUUUACAACAUGCCAAUACCACAACUGAUAUUUAUACUAGUGGUUCUGAGACAUAUGCCCAGAUACAACCAAUGCAAUCACCUAAUUCUAUAGUAGUUUCAGUUGAAAUCAAUAAUGCCAGUACAUCAACUUUGGCAUCAUCAAACUCUACGCUGACUGGUGCAGCAGCACCUCAUAAUACUUCACUAUUAUCAUGUGAACAAGCAAAUACUUCAUUGUCGUCUCAACAUUCGUCUAGUACAGUUAUAGGACCUUUACGUAGCAGCUUAGAGCACAAUUCGAAUAAUACACCAAUUCCACCACCUGUUGAUAGUUUACGGGCCCAAAUGCAUUCGAGGCAGGCCUCAGCAUCGUCUAAUAAUAGUUCUUCUUUGUGCAAUUUAGGUUCACCAAAACCCGAAAAACGACAGGCUAAUUCGCCUCUACCACCGACUCCAAAGUCAAAUCUUUCGUCAAGCACUCAAUUGCAAGCAAUGAGUUCCACCAGCAACUUGACUUCGGGACGAAAUUCUGUUAUAUCUGUGAUUGAAUGUGCGGGUGAGUUGAAUGAAUUGGGCUCUGGAGAACUAUCGCAACAAGAUGGUUCACCGCAACGUAGAAACAAAAGCCUAAGUCCUUCCAAAGAUAUAGAGGGAAUGUAUGCUAAGGUCAUGAAGAAAAAUAAAUUUUCAAGAAACUCACCUUCAUCACAAAAUAAUUCACCAGUAUUGCAACGCAAAAACGAUGAACAUAAUUCUGCUAAUUUAGGCUUGAGUCCUCUAGAUUCAAUGGCCGCUGAUCUUUUAGAAAAUAAUGUUAGUGUUUUAAGCUCAGGCGAUAGAAGCCGCUUACGCAGCAAUAGCUAUGGCGCCACUAAGGAUCACGGUUACGAAACUAUACCAGCCGAUGCUAUGAGAUCAAAUUCAUCGCAUGGAGUCAUUGAAAAUCGAAAAUCUGAUUGUUAUGCUCAUAUUUUACAAAAGGAACGCCAACGUGAAGGUGUUCAUACCUCAUCAAAACCACCGAUUACCGUCUAUAGUGUACAAUUAAACAGUAGCGAUAAACAUUAUGAAACUAUUGCUAAUCCCGGCUUAACAAAUAGUUCAAACGAUCCUGGAUACGAAACAUUAUUAAAACCAAAAAUUAAUUCCUCCUUAAUUGAUGACAGUGAAAAAAAAUCUUCCGACUAUGAUCCAAAUUAUGAAGUGCUUAAAGGACCAAAUGUUACUGCUUGCAUCAAUUCAGCAGGUGCCUCGGAUGAUGGUUAUGCCAAAGUAUUGGAAAAGAAACGUAUAAAUAUCGAUGAAGAUUCCAUUGACGGUUACAGCAAGGUGAAGGGAGAAGAGAGCGAUGAUAUGCGCAAUGUCACUACUGGGGGUUAUAGUACUAUUGCCGAUGUCAAGGGUCCAGAUGCUAACCACAACUAUGCCAGUAUUUUGGAAGCUAAGGGAGGAGCGGAAGGCAGUAAUGAAACUGAUAGCGAUCACUAUGCACGCAUUGCUGAGAAAAUUGAGCCGACUACACCAACUUUGCCUCUCAGCAAUUCCAGCAAGUCAAUGGUAGAUGAGUUACUAACACCACGCACCGCUGAUUUAUCCAUAACUUCACCAACAUCCAUUACUAGUAGCUCCAUCUUAAACACUAGUUCCAUUAAUUCCACAUCCACUAAUCAGACCACCACUAGCACAAUAAGUUCACGCCAAACUCCUACCUCCUCUUCUCAAUAUGAAUCCCUUACAGGAAGUGAAACUGACCCCAACUAUGAAUCCGUCUGCUAUUUAAAUACAUCUGGCCAGGAAAAUCCAUAUGAACGUCUGCAGACCGAGUUCUCUGAUGACACCCAACUAAGUUCGCCACCAUUAAGUCCGGCUACAUCAAACACCAGUUCAUCAGCCCAUACGCCGUCAGCCAUGCAAACAGAACAUUCCACCAACAAAACAUUAGCAACAAAUGGUUCCAAAAUUAAUUUGACAGCUGAUCCAAAUGCAGAUAUUUUGGUCAAUGACUAUUUUCAAGUAUAAACACAAUUUUUUAAGUACUCUAAAGUGAUUCCAUUAAUUAAACGAUUAAUGACUUUUUAUAUAAACAUAUAGAUAUAUACAAACAAAUCAACAAUUAAAUAAAUUAAUAGUGCUGUUGUAGUGACACAGUUAGCCAGAGUUAUAGGGAAAAUACAUAUAUAUUUUUAAGGCUUUGCUUAGCAAUCUCCAUCAUUAUUAAGUAUUUGCACAUACACACAUAUCAUUUCAAUGAUACUUUAUAAGAAUCUUCGUUUAUAGCUUUAAAAAAGUUUGAUUUUCAUUAUUUAAGAAAAAAAUUAAGUACCAUUUCCAAAUUCUAUUGUACAAUAUUUUAUUUCUCCAAUUUUUUUAUACAAAUUUUUGAAAAAAAUACAAACUAUUUUUGGAAAAUUUGUAAAUAGGGGAAAUAAUUAUUUUUGUACUCUAUGAAAUUGUAAAUGUUUUAAUAGUACUUUGUACUAUACACUCCGUAUGUAAAUACACAUACACAGAUUUUAUUAUAAUUAUUAUUUAAAAAUUGUUUUUAUUUGUAAUACUUAUAUUUGUUUGAUCUUUUCUCUUCACCAUUUUUAUUUUAUUUUUUUCUCCAUUUUUGUUUUACUCCAUUAUUGAGUGUCACAUUGGGGCACCAAAUGCAGCUAAAGUUGUUUUUUUUUUUCUUGUUGUUUUAUAAUUUUUUUAAAAAUAGUUAUUAUUAUUUUUUUCUUUAAACUAUACAAUACAAAGCACAAUUAAACGCACUCAUGCACUUUUGUUAAAACAUUAAAAUUUUUAUUUUAUUUUUUAUUUUGAUUUGCUUAGAUAAAAAAUUAUAUCUAAAGUUGAGAAUAGAAAAGAGAAAUUACAUUACAAAAAAUUUACAUAUGUUUAAUUUUUUAUUAAAUUAUUUAUUAUUUCAGAACAUACAAAUGAAAUAAAAUUAUAUAUUAAAUAAGGCCUUUUUUAAUAUGCCUAUAAAA
Molecule: messenger RNA, 4279 nt
Organism: Lucilia cuprina (Australian sheep blowfly)
Lineage: Eukaryota; Metazoa; Arthropoda; Insecta; Diptera; Calliphoridae
Product: serine-rich adhesin for platelets
Exons: 9
Coding region: 303-3320 (1005 amino acids)
Source: RefSeq, a predicted model, not a curated record